Anolis sagrei ordinatus is the source of this 1309-nucleotide messenger RNA. Its product is annotated as kynurenine/alpha-aminoadipate aminotransferase, mitochondrial-like. Gene Ontology annotation, biological process: biosynthetic process. The record is from RefSeq and is a predicted model, not a curated record. Gene Ontology annotation, molecular function: pyridoxal phosphate binding; L-kynurenine:2-oxoglutarate transaminase activity. NCBI's taxonomy places the organism in Eukaryota, Metazoa, Chordata, Lepidosauria, Squamata, Anolidae.
AUGGAUUAUUCUCAUUUCGUGACUGCUGUGAGCGCAGCAAGGAGAACAAACCCUGCAAGAAUGACCAACGAGCUGGCAAAGAAGAUGUCCUCUACAAUCAUGCUUUCCGGGGGAAUGCCAAAUGCCGACUACUUCCCAUUUAAAGCAGCAAGUAUCUCUCUUACUGAUGGAACCACCAUUGAAAUUGGAGAAGAACUGAUGAAGAAAGCUCUUCAGUACAGUGCUGCAGAAGGAAUUCAUGAAUUACUAUUGUGGUUAGAAGAUCUGCAGAUGAAACUCCAUAACCCACCAACAGCACAUUAUUCUCCUGAAAAGGGAAAAAUGAGGAUAUGCAUCACUACAGGCAGCCAGGAAGGACUUAGUAAAGUUUAUGAUAUGCUCAUUAAUCCUGGAGAUAAUAUCCUUUUAGAUGAACCAAACUUCAGUGGGACCAUGGCAGCACUACGCCCAUUGGGAUGUAAUAUUAUCAAAGUCCCUAGUGAUGAGCAUGGCAUUAUUCCAAAAGCUUUAAAAGAAAUUCUUUCCCGGUGGAAAUCUGACAACAACACGCAUAAGCUCAGUAACAAGCGCCCCAAAUUUCUGUACACUGUUCCCAAUGGUGGCAAUCCUUCUGGAAGCUCUUUGACAGCAGAGCGCAAAAAGGAGAUUUAUCAGCUUGCUCAAGAAUACAACUUUCUUAUAAUAGAAGAUGAUCCAUAUUAUUUUGUCCAGUAUGGGAAGACAAAAGCACCAUCAUUCCUUUCAAUGGAUGUUGAUGGCCGAGUCAUCAGAGGUGAUACAUUCUCCAAAAUUAUUUCUUCUGGUUUAAGGAUUGGCUUUUUAACAGGACCUGAACCUCUUAUAGACAGGAUUGUUCGACACAUAGAAGCCUCAACUAUGCAGACCAGCACUUUUACACAGGUCCUCUUAGUGCAACUUUUUAAGAAGUGGGGACAUAAGGGAUUUCUGCAACAAGUCAACAGAGUGUCGGAAUUCUACAAAAGCCAGAGAGACCUCAUGCUUGCUGCAGCAAACAAAUGGCUAACAGGUUUAGCGGACUGGUACACUCCUAAAGCUGGACUAUUUUUAUGGAUUAAAAUUAAGGGAAUUUCUGACACACACCAGAUGAUCAUGGAAAAGGCAAUCGACAGAGGGGUGGCUUUACUUCCUGGGAGGGAUUUUAUGAUUGAUGCCUCAGAACCUAGCCCCUUUGUCAGAGCUAGCUUUUCCUAUGCUUCUCCAGCUCAAAUGGACCAGGGUUUCCAGAGAUUGGCUGAACUCAUAAGGGAAGAAACGGCAUGACACUUAGCCAAAUUUUCACUUAUUGACA